AUGAAUAAUUCUUAUUCCGCACGAAAAAAAUGGCAAAUUUUAUUCAAUAUUCUCAUACUUCAAUUAUUAGGAAUUUUUUUUUUUGCAAAAGGGUUUUUCCCAUACAAAGCCAAUUUAUCUGGCCUGUCAACAAUAAAUGACUUACCUCCAUUACCUACUGGAGAAAAAAUAUUACCACCAAAGCCAAAAUUUGAUCGAUUGGUUUUUAUGCUAAUUGAUGCACUAAGAAGCGAUUUCGUGUUUGGAAAUAAUUCUGGAUUGAAAUUCGUUCAAAGCCUUAUUUCAGAGCGACUCGCCAUUCCUUACACAGCGAUAGCGACUGCUCCAACGGUGACUUUACCUCGAAUUAAAGCUUUAACGACCGGAACUGUACCAAAUUUCUUGGACGCAAUUCUUAACAUUGCAGAAUCUGAUACUUCAUCUUCAUUAUCAUAUCAAGAUAAUUGGUUAGUACAAUUGAAGAAUGUUGGUAAUAAGUCCAUAUCAUUUUUUGGUGAUGAUACUUGGAUAAAACUUUUUCCUGGAUUAUUCCAUGAAACGGAUGGGACUACUUCUUUCUUCGCUGCGGACACUGUUGAAGUUGAUCUUAAUGUAACUCGAAAUGUGGUUCCACAAUUGUCAAAGUCUGAAUGGGAUGUUCUGAUAUUUCAUUACCUUGGAUUGGAUCAUGUUGGACAUUCAAGUGGACCUCGUAGUCCUUUGAUGUUACCAAAGCAAUAUGAGAUGGAUGAAGUUGUGAAGGUGAUUUAUGAGACCAUAUUGGAGCAGGACAAGAAAAGGAUUGAGGAUGAUCCUAAUGCGAAGUCCACCCUUUUUGUGUUAUGUGGAGACCAUGGAAUGAAUGAGGCAGGAAAUCACGGUGGUUCAUCUCAUGGUGAAAUAUCAACCGCAUUUGUUUUCAUGAGUUCCGAAUUCAUCUCCAUGAAGCAUGUUCCUGAAACAUUUAGUAUACCACACGAUGAGCAUUCCAUGAAUUUUUACAAAGUAAUAAACCAGGUGGAUUUCGUCUCUACUAUCAGUUAUCUGUUUGGAAUUCCUAUUCCAAAGAAUAAUUUGGGAAUGUUGUUGUUAGACUUGAUAGGCGAUGUUGAUGCUUUGGAGAAAUUGCGUGCGUUGCAGUUAAAUGCACAUCAAAUAUCUGGUAUAUUAAAGUCAUUAUGGUCAUCAUUUGAUCGUAACCCUAACGUUGCCCAAAGUGAAUUGGAUUGUGAUAUUAAUUCUGAUGAUGAUCAGAUACAAUUGCAAUGCUUGUAUUCGAUGGCCUAUUAUAAUCACGCAAAAUCUCUGGAAGUCAAUGACAUCAGCUAUAUUAAUGAUGCGUUGUCAUUUUAUAACAAGUUUAUUGCAAAGUCUGGUUCCCGCCUUGCAUCAAGUUUUAGUGAUUAUGAUCUUGUAUCAAUGUUCGUGGGAUUAUGCUUUAUGGUCCUUGCUGUGACGAAUUAUUUUGUUACAAUGUUAGAUUCGUAUGUUCAAUGGAACAAACAAUUUAACAAUCAAAGUAAAAGUUUACAAAGUCAUUUAGAAUUCCUUAGUGUACUUGGAACAGUUGCAUUUUGUUUCACUUUGUUUGCGAGUAGUUAUAUUGAAGAAGAACAUCAAUUUUGGUAUUAUUGGACACAGACUAUGCUGAUCUCAUUUAUCAUUUUAAGGCAAGUCUCAGAAAAAUGUUAA
Molecule: messenger RNA, 1671 nt
Organism: Funneliformis caledonium
Lineage: Eukaryota; Fungi; Glomeromycota; Glomeromycetes; Glomerales; Glomeraceae
Source: the annotation of a GenBank genome assembly